Molecule: messenger RNA, 2043 nt
Organism: Ochotona princeps (American pika)
Lineage: Eukaryota; Metazoa; Chordata; Mammalia; Lagomorpha; Ochotonidae
Gene: FAM110C
Product: family with sequence similarity 110 member C
Exons: 3
Coding region: 600-1535 (311 amino acids)
Biological process (GO): positive regulation of cell migration; regulation of cell projection assembly
Cellular component (GO): cell cortex
Molecular function (GO): alpha-tubulin binding
Source: RefSeq, a predicted model, not a curated record
GCCCUGCGGCGCGCUCCCUGGGCCCCGCCUUGGAGCUGCUGGCGCCCGGCGGCGACCUCGGGACUCGGGCGGGGAACAGGCGCUCUCUGGGGCUGGGCCAACCGGCCGCUCCCUCUCCUGGGUCCCGAGCGCCCUCCUCCGCGCCUACUGUCCCGGCCGGUGCUCAGGCUGGGCCGCCCCGCGGGGGGAAGGGAUCCGGGACCAGAUAGGAGGUGAUGGGGGCGAGACCAAACGGGAGGUGACGGGCGGAGGUCUGGAGCCAGGUGAGGGGGUACCCGGCAGGUGAGGGCGCCGCCCAGGUCACUGUUGGUCUUGUUGGUCGGUGGUCUCCGGCGCCUCGCGGGAGGAGAACGGGCGGACGGUGAGGGGCGGAGCCCCGCAGGGCACUGGGCGGGAGGUGAGGGGGCGGACCUGGCAGCUGGCGAGGCAGACACUGAGUCACGCUCCGCGCGGACUCAGAUCCGCCCCGCUCGCACCAGGUCGUCUCGUCCCCGGACGUCGGCCCCCACCCACCGCGAACUUCGAAGACGGCCUGCGGUUGCCGGUCUCCUAGGCCCCCCGCGCGUCUGUGCCAGCCCGGCCGUCAAGUCCUCACGGGGAUGCGCGCCAUGCCGCCCUCGGACGCGCCCGCGGCCGAGCGGCUCCAGCCCGAGAACCCCGGCACCCCGCGGCAGGUGCGCAGGAGCGCCGUGGAGAGGCUGGCGGCCGACCGCGCCAAGUACGUGCGCGGGGUCCCGGCUGCCGAGGGCUGCGGCGUGAACGCGGCGGCUGCCCAAGAGAGCGCCCCCGACGCUCCGGCCCGCGCGCAGGCCCCGGUGGUGCGCAGGGCGAUCGCGCGGAGGCCUCUGCGGCCGGACUCGCUAGUCAUCUACCGGCAGAAGUGUGAGUUCGUACGGACGCCGGGCACCGACGGCUCCAGGGGGAGCCUUGGGAAGAAGCUUUUGCCCGUGCCGGGCAAGGACAGGGUGCCGGCUUCCGCGGACACGCAGGGCGUGGGCGAGGAGAGCGGCGCCCGGGGCCGGAACGUAGGGACGGCGCCCGCGCGCCCGGGUCCUGUCGAGACCCCCAGCGCGCCCUCCGCGGCUGCCCCAGCCCCCAGCGCGCCCUCCGCGGCGUCCCAGAGCGUCGCGCCGGCGCCUCCUGGCCUGGAGCUGCGGGUUGCACGGCGCCGGGGGCUGCAGCGCUCGCAGUCCGACCUGAGCUCGCUUUCCUCCACGGCCAAGGCCGAGUACGAUGCGUUUUUCCAAUACUGCGGACUGGACCCCGACGUCGUGGAGGCGCUCGGCCGGGAGAACUUCUCGGCCAGCUCGGACUGCGUGGCUCUCAAAGUGCGCAGUGUAAGCGUAGCCACCUCCGACAGUGGCUUCUCCCGGCGUAGCGACGACGACGGCGAGGACGGGCUGUCGGGAGCACUCAAGGAGCAGGGUCCAAGCGCCACAUCGGUCAUCGAGAGGAACGCGCGCAUCAUCAAGUGGCUGUACACCUGCCGGAAGGCCCGGGAGGGCCCCGGCCAGGGGCUGCAGGGGCCUGCGUGAGUGCCUGUGCCGCCGUGCGCAGCCAACAGACUCCCCACAUGGAGCUUCUGGAUGUCAUGGGCCAGCCCUGCAGUGUGCACAGGAUUGGUGCCUUCCUGGGAGUGAAGCCCUGUGGCUGCCCCGAGUGACCUCAGGAGGCUGGAGAGGCCACGGAGAAGGUGGGAACACAGACCUGGAGGAUCGGUCAACCUUUGGAUUAGCGGCUGAAGCACGGGCAAGGCGCCGUGUGUGCACUGUGCUUCCUCAUGCAGUGAGAAAAGGGAAAGCUCUUGGGAAUGAUUUUCAGGGGCACCUUUUGGACUGACUUUAUACAAGAAAUACUGUGAUGCAUCUCACUUUAAAAAAAAAUGUCUAAAAGCAUGAAAACCAAGCAGUUUACUCCUUUUGCCCUGCUGGGAUGAUUGGAACCAUAUAAAUCAGGUUUCUAUAAUAACGAAUAUAAUCCACCUGAAUAUCAUUGUCCACCAAGAGCAAGCACGUGCUUGACACACUGCUGCAGACCUAAUUU